Molecule: messenger RNA, 2556 nt
Organism: Drosophila simulans
Lineage: Eukaryota; Metazoa; Arthropoda; Insecta; Diptera; Drosophilidae
Product: trichohyalin
Exons: 1
Coding region: 26-2374 (782 amino acids)
Biological process (GO): regulation of cytokinesis; mitotic spindle organization
Cellular component (GO): spindle pole centrosome; spindle midzone; spindle microtubule
Molecular function (GO): protein kinase activity
Source: RefSeq, a predicted model, not a curated record
AAUCAGUUCGUUAUACUUACUCAACAUGUUCGACUGUGCGACCUAUUUCUUGUUCGUGUUUGUUUCCUACGGUUCUUACAACGUUUUUGCUGAAAACGAUAUUCUUCAGCAUCCCAUAAUUUCGUCGUACGAUCGACUUAAAGAACUUGGUGAAAUGUGCCUUGUCGACAUAUUACCAAUCCUUGAGAACAUUGCAGAGCAGCAAAAGGAGGGGAACACUGCUAAUUCCCGAAUUUUCGACGAAACGCAGGGAAUUCUAGACAGGAUAGAAGGACACCAAGAAGUCAAUGAUAAGCAAUUGAAAGAGUUAAAGGUUAAAAUGGAAGGCCAUUUCAUGGACCUGCAUGCGAAGAUGGAUCUAAAGGUCAAAAAAUUAUCUUUAGAAAAAUCCUUACGGAAGGCACUGAAUGCUCUCCAGUGUUCACUGGAUACCAGAAAUGUUUCGUCUAAGGUAUCACUCCAUCCAGGAUUUGAGAAAGUGGGUUCAAGGUUCUUUUACAUCGAGAGGCACGUUAAGCUGAAUUGGUUUGAGGCAACGAGAAAAUGUCGCGCGAUGGGCGGUCACUUGGCGUCGCCACAAAACGAGGACGAACUGCACCUUAUCAGUCAGAAACUUGGUACCGAGUCGUAUUGGCUCGAUUUAUCCGAUCUAACCGAUCACGGCCAAUACAUUUCGUUGGUUUCCGGGAGCAAAGCACCAUUUUUGAAAUGGAACAAAGGCCAGCCAAACAGGGAUAAUGCGCAAUGCGUUUGUGUAAAAGGCGGACUAUAUCAGACUUUUCAAUGUGACGACCGAGUGUUGUUCAUUUGCCAAGCCAACCAGAAUCCAAAAAAGGAAGAUGAAAUAAAAAACAAUCAGGAGGAGAUACGAAAAAUAGAAAUGGAAAAGGAAAGGGAAGAGGAGAAAAAAAGAAAGGUAGAGGAAGAAGAAGAAAAAAGAAGAGAACAGGAAAGAAAAAAAGAAGAGGAAAGAAGAAAAACAGAGGAAAAAAGAAAGGAAGAGGAAAGAAGAAAAGAAGAGGAAAGAGAAAGAGAAAGAGAAAGAGAAGAGGAAAAAAGAAGAGAAGAGGAAAGGAAAAAAGAAGUGGAAAGAAAAAGAGAAGAGGAAAGAAGAAAAGAGAAAAGAAGAAGAGAAGAGGAAGAGGAAGAGGAAAGAAGAAAGGAAGAGGAAAGAAGAAAGGAAGAGGAAAAAAGAAAGGAAGAGGAAAGAAGAAGAGAAGAGAAAAGAAGAAGAGAAGAGCAGAGAAGAGAAGAGAAGAGGAAGAGGAAAGAAGAAAGGAAGAGAAAAGAAGAAGAGAAGAGCAAAGAAGAAGAGAAGAGAAGAGAAGAGGAGAGAAGAGAAGAGGAGAGGAAAGAAGAGGAAAGAAGAAAAGAGAAAAGAAGAAGAGAAGAGAAAAGAAGAAGAGAAGAGGAAAGAAGAAGAGAAGAGGAACGAAGAGAAGAGGAAAGAAGAGAAGAGGAGGAAAAAAGAAAAGAAGAGGAAAGAAGGAAAGAAGAGGAAAGAAGGAAGGAGGCAAAAAGAAAGGAAGAGGAAAGAAGAAGAGAAGAGGAAAGAAGACGAGAAGAGGAAAGAAGAAGAGAUGAGGAAAGAAAAAGAGAAGAGAAAAGAAAAAGAGAAGAGGAAAGAAAAAGAGAAGAGGAAAGAAGGGAACAAGAAAGAAGAAGAGAAGAGGAAAGAAGAAGGGAAGAGGAAAGAAGAAAGGAACAAGAAAGAAGAAGAGAAGAGGAAAGAAGAAGAGAAGAAGAAAGAAGAAAGGAAGAGGAAAAAAGAAGAGCAGAGGAAAAAAGAAGAGAAGAGGAAAAAAGAAGAGAAGAGGAAAAAAGAAAGGAAGAGGAAAGAAGAGAAGAGGAACGAAGAAGAGAAGAGGAAAGAAGAAGAGAAGAGGCAAAAAGAAAAAAAGAGGAAAAAAGAAAGGAAGAGGAGAGAAAAAAAGAAGAGGAGAGAAAAAGAGAAGAGGAAAAAAGAAAGGAAGAGGAAAGGAAAAAGGAAGAGGAGAGAAAAAAAGAAGAGGAGAGAAAAAAAGAAGAGGAGAGAAAAAAAGAAGAGGAAAAAAGAAAGGAAGAGGAAAGAAAAGAAGAGGAAAAAAAAGAAGAGGAAAGAAAAAAGAAGGAGGCAAAGGAAAAGAAUGUGCAGGAAAAGUGUUGGGUUACUAAAAAAGGCACAAAUAAGUGCAAGACAUGUUCGACAGACAAGAAUGGUAAGAAAAAGUGUGAAGUAUGUUGGGUACGUAAAGACGGGGAGAAAAAAUGUACAAAAUCAAAGAAAAAGAAAAAGCCAAGUUAUGACGAUAAUUCUUCUUAUAAUUACAAAAGUUAUGGAACAGAACUUAAAUGGAGUUUGGGGUGGUAUUAUUUGUAUUGGUGGUAUGAAUAAGGACAUCCUUCAACCAGUUUAUUAUUAUUAAUAUAUAAACGGCCAAGGUAGAACAUGACAAUUUCUAUCAUUUCUUUAUGGGGUUUCGAAUAAUUUUAUAAGUAUAAAAUGUGCAAUGCGAAAUGUUUCACUUAUAAAUUAAAGAAAAAUACGUAAUUUCGUAUACGUAAUGAAAAACUCAA